Messenger RNA from Pediculus humanus corporis (human body louse), 237 nucleotides. Its product is annotated as cytochrome C oxidase copper chaperone, putative. Lineage: Eukaryota; Metazoa; Arthropoda; Insecta; Psocodea; Pediculidae. The record is from RefSeq and is a predicted model, not a curated record. The transcript is spliced from 2 exons. The coding region runs from base 1 to 237 and encodes 78 amino acids.
AUGAAUGUUUCGCUUACACUUAACUUAUUUAGAAAUCAGUCUUUCAAAUCAGCAAAAAUAUUUAUUUUCAUGUUAGCAAUUUUUCAAAACUUGGGAUCUUUAACGUUGCAUUCAGCAAUGGGUGUUGAUGCAGAAAUUUCAAGAGGAAAUAAAUCCAUACCUAUAGGACCCGAUGGUAAAAAAUUAAAACCUUGUUGUGCAUGUCCUGAAACAAAAAAAGAACGUGAUGCUUGGUAA